AUGGCCGACGCAUACGGCCAGGAGACAGAAAAGGAAGGAGCAGAUGUUGCACCCUCCUCGACCGCCCUCAAUGGUAUCUCUGGAGGCGAUCUCGGGGCGUCCGCCUCGAUACAACAGUUGAUUUUUGACGAAUUCGUGGCGCCGUUUGACGCUGGACACAUGGACGACGUCUUCGUCUCCUACCUCUUCCCGGAUUCAGAAGACUUUCCAGGGACCGGCCACGACGCAAAUUGGCACAUGGGCUGGCAAGGGUGCGAUGUAUCAACACCAUUCGCCACCCCUCACGCUCCCGAUCCUUUCAGCCCCUUGGUAGACUCUUUGACACAUUUUACCCUGUCGUUGCCCGAGGGCCACCCUGAGCGUGCCCUGAACGACCGGUUAGCAAGAGCUUCUGCCCUGUUUUCGAAAAAGAACGUUGAACGUUUCAUCGGACACUAUUUCCGAGACUAUAGCCCGCACAGCCCCAUAUUAGUUCCGGGAACGUUCCGAAUCAGCUCAGCUUCGCCGUAUGUGCUGAUCGUCAUCAUCGUCACAGGAGCAAUGUUUUCUUCAAGUCCGGGUGACAUUGAACUGGCGAGAGGGAUCCUCGAACUGGUGGAGCUGUAUGUCUUCAGCAACGAAAACUUCGUGAAGCUACUCCAAGCACCGUAUCAUGCUCAAUACACAAAUGACGUCGGGGCAUGGGACGCUCUCCAAGCCGCCUUCUUCAUCACUCAGAUCCAGCUUCGAGAAGGCUCUCUUGCCAAGCGGAAGGAAGCCCGGACGGCUCGUUUCGAAGAGAUUAUAUCUGGUGUCCACGCUUUUGGACUCCUGCAGACCCGCAAUCCUUUUUUCCACGCCGAACCACCACUGCCAGAAACGUUCCAGUGGGAUCAAUACGGUGACAGCGAAACCAAGAUACGACUUGUAUGUGGUGUCUUCAAUCUCGAUGCAAGCUUCACCAUCCUCUAUAAUAUGACUCCUCGGUUAUUCGCCGAAGAGGUGGAGGUCGAUAUGCCUUGUCCGGCCGAGGCUUUCUUCGCCGACAGUGCCCAGGACUGCUACCAAGUUUCACUCAAGGAGCACGGAAUCCAGACUCUGCACCUUUCCGAGCUAUGCAAUGCUUUCUUGCAAGACACAUGGAGUGAGCAACAGCGCACCUCCAUGCUGAGCCUGUCGCUGCUCCAUUUGUUCACUCUCAUCUUGGCCCUUUUGCAGACCCUGUGGCUAUCCCCGUACAGACCCAGGAAAUGGCAGUUGAUGCAGCGCAUGGCAGUUGCGCUGGAAAGGUGGAGGGACGUCUGGGAUUUCCAGAACACGAAAUUGACCCCCCGGCAACGCGAGCGCUUUGGCUUCUUGAAAACCGCGCCUCUCGAGUUCUGGCAGAUCGCAAGUGUUCUUGUAAAGAAAAAGGCGACCCGGUUGGAUAGAGCGGUUGACCAGAGCAAUCUAUAUGCCGCCAACAACGGCCGAUAUGGAAGCUGCCUGCAGUGUGCACAGGAUUUGCUCCAAAAGGUCGACAAGGAACAGGCGUAA
Molecule: messenger RNA, 1515 nt
Organism: Cladophialophora carrionii CBS 160.54
Lineage: Eukaryota; Fungi; Ascomycota; Eurotiomycetes; Chaetothyriales; Herpotrichiellaceae
Exons: 2
Coding region: 1-1515 (504 amino acids)
Biological process (GO): regulation of transcription by RNA polymerase II; DNA-templated transcription
Cellular component (GO): chromatin
Molecular function (GO): DNA-binding transcription factor activity, RNA polymerase II-specific; RNA polymerase II cis-regulatory region sequence-specific DNA binding; zinc ion binding
Source: RefSeq, a predicted model, not a curated record